AUGUAGCCGUGUGAUGAGGGACAAUAACAGCAGCACUACUAUCACGAUAUACAGUCCUCUGUAAUUUAAAAUGGGGAUCUCAAAGUUGGCACAUUUAAUCCGAUUUGAUGCGCCAACGUCUGUCCGCAACAAAGAGAUCGGCGAUUAUUCUGGGGAAAUAAUCGCACUGGAUACAUCUAUUGUGGUGAAUCAGUUUCGCUCAGCUGUCCCCGGCCAUCUGAAGCUAAGCCCUCUCACAGGCCUGUUUUACCGCACGCUUACUUUCCUGGAGCAUGACAUCAAGCCUGUCUUUGUAUUCGAUGGCAGGCCUCCCAAUCAAAAGAGAGCUGUGCUGGAGAAAAGAGCUCAAAGCACAGGCUGGGGCAGCUCACCAAGCUCAAACACAGGUAGUAUAAAUGUUUGGCCAAACAUUGUGCUAAAAAGGAGUCUACCAAUUUCAUCCUUUACUCAAGACUGUCACCGUCUCCUACAGCUAAUGGGUGUACCAUGUAUCAUGGCUCCGGGUGAAGCAGAGGCACUCUGUGCCCAUUUGGUUAAAAGUGGCACUGUUAAUGCUGUAGCCUCAGAGGACAUGGAUACACUGGCAUUUGGGGGAACUGUUCUUCUACGCCAGCUUAAUGCAAAGAGAGACAGUGAGGUGACAGAGUACUCCUUACCAAAGCUAUUGGAAGCUUUACAGCUGACACAUAAAGAGUUUGUUGACCUAUGUAUCUUACUGGGCUGUGACUACUGUGAUAAGAUUGGGGGCCUUGGACCAAGUCGAGCACUGAAGCUUAUAAAGGAGCAUCAUACAAUUGAGGGUGUGAUGGAACACGUCAACAGAAAGACACACCCUAUCCCUUUAAACUGGGAGUACAAGGCUGCCCGCAAGCUGUUUUUUGAAACGCCACAAAUUGACGCCCCUGUACUGGUUUGGAAUGAGCCUGAUGAAGAGGGCCUGGUGCAGUUUCUAUGCAAGGAAAAACCUUUGAAGGAAGAAAAAGUGCGAGGACGCAUUAAGAAGUUUCAUGAGUCUCUCUUAAAGAGAAGGAAACAGAGGGAGGUGGAUGAGAAGAUGGGGCCAACUAGACAGUCACACCUUCAGGAAUUUUUCCCUGCAACACGGAGAAGAAAGGCUGAGUCUGCAGAUGUUGGAAGAUCCAGUGGCACAAAACGAUCAAAGACUAAAUAAAAUACAGUUUUGCUUAAACCAUGUCUUCAACCGAACAGUCAGAAAUAUAAUGGCAGUAUCUAAUGAUGAAGAUUAGCAUGGAUCUGUGUUGAAUGCUAACUUUCUCUACUGAAUAUUUUGAUUUUGUCAAACAUAAUUUAAAACCAGUGCCAGGAAAAGAUAUUUUACAUUUUUGUCUAUAUCAUGCACAAUUAAGAAACAACUUUUAUUUUUGGGAACCUGUAUUGGAUUACAGUAAAAUACCCCUUUUUUUC
Myxocyprinus asiaticus (Chinese sucker) is the source of this 1425-nucleotide messenger RNA. RefSeq names its product probable flap endonuclease 1 homolog. Gene Ontology annotation, cellular component: nucleus. Bases 71 to 1171 code for a protein of 366 amino acids. NCBI's taxonomy places the organism in Eukaryota, Metazoa, Chordata, Actinopteri, Cypriniformes, Catostomidae. The record is from RefSeq and is a predicted model, not a curated record. Gene Ontology annotation, molecular function: DNA binding; manganese ion binding; magnesium ion binding. The transcript is spliced from 11 exons.